GCUCACCUUAAUCGUUUUGCCAAGUCUGCCAGCGACUGGACGCUCAGUGAUCUGGACACAUAUAACAUCAGCCUCAAUCAGGUGGACCAUCUCGCGUUCUUUGGCAUACAGGAGUUACCGCAACCAUCGGUUGAUCAAGAGGUGCUAAGUAAUAUUGAUGGUAGUGCCAUGCAACAA
This is a messenger RNA of Cantharellus anzutake, 177 nucleotides long. RefSeq lists its product as uncharacterized. The annotation marks the transcript as partial. The transcript is spliced from 2 exons. NCBI's taxonomy places the organism in Eukaryota, Fungi, Basidiomycota, Agaricomycetes, Cantharellales, Hydnaceae. The record is from RefSeq and is a predicted model, not a curated record.